Messenger RNA from Fulvia fulva, 1017 nucleotides. Its product is annotated as Short-chain dehydrogenase/reductase prx1. The coding region runs from base 1 to 1017 and encodes 338 amino acids. The transcript is spliced from 3 exons. The record is from RefSeq and is a predicted model, not a curated record. NCBI's taxonomy places the organism in Eukaryota, Fungi, Ascomycota, Dothideomycetes, Mycosphaerellales, Mycosphaerellaceae.
AUGUCUCGGUACGCAGAAGCACACAAGAAAACCGCCGGUCCUGGCGAUGCUCGACCAACAGCUCUACAGAUCGUUGAGGAUGAAGGACUGGUUGGGAAGUUGACUGACAAAGUCUUCGUCGUUACUGGUGUAUCAAGCGGCAUUGGUAUCGAGACGAUGAGGGCUCUUUAUGCUACUGGUGGCCAUGUCUUUGGUACUGUGAGAGAUGCUGCGAAAGGUCAGAAAGUCGUCGAUGAGAUCAAGGCCAACACCAAAGGUGGCAAGAUCACACUCGUGAACAUGGAGAUAGACAGCUUGGCGUCGAUCAAGAAGGGAGCCGAGGAUAUUCUGUCUCAGACGAAGACUAUCAAUGUUCUGAUCGACAAUGCUGGUGUUAUGGCGACUCCAGAGGGCCGGACGAAGGAUGGCUUUGAGACUCAAUUUGGCACGAAUCACAUCGUCCACUUCUACCUCUUCCAACUCCUCAAAGACACCCUCCUCUCCUCCGCCACACCCUCCUUUCCCUCCCGCGUCGUCUCAGUCUCCAGCUUCGGCCACCGCAACAGCGAAGUCCGCUUCGACGACUACAACUUCGACCAACCCAACUCCUACAACCCCUGGCUCUCCUACGGCCAAGCCAAGACCGCCAACAUCUACUUCUCCAACGAGAUCGAGCGCCGCUACGGCGGCAAGAACCUCCACAGCACGAGUCUCCACCCCGGCGGCAUUUCGACGGGAUUACAGGUGCAUGUCGAUGCAGAAGCCGCGGCUGGCUGGAAUACACCGGAGGUUCAGGCGUAUAUGAAGAGUCCGGAGCAGGGGGCGGCGACGAGUGUGUAUGCGGCGCUGGGUGAGGAGUGGAAGAGUAAGGGUGGGAGGUAUUUGAAUAAUUGUGUGGAGGAGAAGCCGUUUGCUCAUCCCGGGAAUCCGAUGUUUGUGAGUGAUGAUGGGUAUGAGACGUGGGCCUAUGAUGAGGCGAAGGCGGGGAGGUUGUGGAAGGAUUCGUUGAGGUUGGUGGGGCUGGGGGAUGAUCAGUAG